Messenger RNA from Stereum hirsutum FP-91666 SS1, 2909 nucleotides. RefSeq names its product UMP-CMP kinase. The transcript has 7 exons. Bases 220 to 1050 code for a protein of 276 amino acids. Gene Ontology annotation, cellular component: nucleus; cytoplasm. Lineage: Eukaryota; Fungi; Basidiomycota; Agaricomycetes; Russulales; Stereaceae. The record is from RefSeq and is a predicted model, not a curated record. Gene Ontology annotation, molecular function: ATP binding; UMP kinase activity. Gene Ontology annotation, biological process: UDP biosynthetic process; 'de novo' pyrimidine nucleobase biosynthetic process; CDP biosynthetic process.
CUCGCCCACCGACUCACAAAGCCCCCCAUCCGGCCCUCUUCGCUGCAGUCACUCUUCUAGCUUUUGGCACUUUCGCUGUUCUUGUCAGACACCGCGCCGAAACUGCACCAGCAUCUGCUAGACCACGCCUGAACGAUCACGUCGGUUAUCAUCCAAACAGGAAGGAAGAACUAGAGCGUUAUUUGGACAAGCAGAAGUGAUUAUACACGACGAAUAGACAUGGCUCCCGCUAUCAUUGAGAAGGUUGCGCACGCACUCCAUAUCGGCCACAAGGACGAGGCAGCAAAGAAGUCAGAAGCGGCUCCUGCGUCGGAAUCUGCUGCUCCUCCACCAGAGGUCCCCGCUCCUCAUGUUGUCCCUGAGGGCACGGCCCCUCACCCUGCAGUCACGGAGGCCAAGGGUCCUGUCUUUGACCAUAGCAAGGUCACCGUCAUCUUCGUUCUUGGUGGUCCUGGUGCUGGGAAGGGCACCCAAUGCGACCUUCUCGUCAAGGAGUUCAACUUCUGUCAUUUGUCCGCUGGCGAUCUUCUUCGCGCCGAACAGAACCGUGAAGGCUCACAAUACGGCGAGCUCAUUCGAACAAACAUCAAGGAAGGAAAGAUCGUUCCUAUGGAGGUCACCAUUAAGCUUCUUGAGAAUGCCAUGAAAGACGCCGUCCAGAGCAAGUUCGGUACCUCUGGAUGGGAGGACGGCAAGGGCAGAUUUUUGAUCGACGGUUUCCCGAGGAAGAUGGACCAGGCGGAGAAGUUUGAGGAGGAUGUCUGCGUGUCGAGUUGUACGAUCUUCUAUACCACCACGGAAGAGGUGCUCUUGAAGCGGUUGCUGAAGCGUGGGGAGACCAGCGGUAGGGAAGACGAUAACGAGGAGAGCAUCAAGAAGAGAUUCCGUACCUACCACGAGCAGACGAUGCCCGUCAUCGAGCACUACACGAAGCAGCACAAGGUUGCUCAGAUUGACAGCAGUCCCGCUGUGGAAGAAGUCUACGAAAAAUCGAGUGAGGUCGUCAAAAAGGUCUUCGCUGGCGAAGUGGCCGGGAACGUCACUGCCUGAUCGCCGUCACGAAACCCUUGAACUUUUUCUUCAUCGUUGUCUACAUCUGAUCUGGUUGCUGAAUGUCAUGGACAAUACCUAGAGAGUGGGAUACGCGGGCUGCCCAUUGGUACAUUGGAUCCAUCUAAUAACUAUUUGUUCAGAUACAGAAAGAAAUAUACAAUACAAUAUACCAAGACACAUGCGUGCCGAACGAAGCGAAGACUCGUAUCACGUCCGGGAGACGACCGCCAUCUCCAAUGUAAGUAUACCAGGGUAAUUUGGGCGAACGAGCAAGUUGUUCACCGGGUACCUCGAGUUUCUAACAAAUAUAAUACAACAUGCGGCAAGAAUAGCAAAGUUCAAGAGCAAGAGUAAAAGUGUAGAACAAGUUGUUCGUUUCGAAUCUGUGGUUGCGUUCCCCCCUUUGGUUCCUACUGGACAAAUUAAGCUCGUGGUCGUCCUCGGUGAGAUAAGGGAGGGAGAACGUGGGCUGGUUAUGCGUGUACGGCGAGGUCGAGGGUUCCUACAGGGAGGACGGAACAGGAUGCUUUGCCUCCGUGAGGUAUCUCGAGUAUUGUGCCAUCCGCACAGAGAGUGUGGGCUUUCGCGUCGCGUUCGUUGGGUAUCCAAUCCCAUCCGCUCACUCUGAAAUACUCCACCACGAGCGGCCCCUUCCCUUCCUCACUCACGGGACCUCCUGGCCCGGUCUCAGACGCAGACGGGUACUUGAAGUUGAUGUGCCUCCCAUCGGCAUAAGCACCGCCCAUAACCUUCCACAGCUUCUCUACGAACUGUAAUCGCGGACCCUCGCCCCUGGUGGUGUCCGUUGCCAUCUGGGCCUUGAUAACAGGAUCACGCAGUGGACGGACAAUAACGACGUCGAUGCUGGGUUGUGUAGGAGGUGGCGGGUGUGAACGUGCGAGGGGAGUGAUGCGGAAAUUGGGCUCGAGACGGUCGACGUUGACGGUGGUGAGGAAGUAACUGAAGGGACCCUCGAGCUCAUACACGUCCUCCGUCACACGGAUGAAACUGUCGUGUGUCGGGUCAUAUGACAUGACGGCACCUCCGUGGCUUUGCUGGUGUGUGAUAUUCGUGAGGAAUGGCAUGGGGUAGAGACGGACGCGGGCGUGAUACCAAUGGGUGGCGUUUUGUUGGGCGGCGACUUUGAAGCGUUCGAUGCCGGGCAUUGUGGCGCGGAGGGCUUCGGAGUCUUUGAGGAUGGAGGCGUGUAAGGCGGUAGAGGUGACGACGGCGCUGAUAAUGGUUUUGGCAUGUGCUGGGGCGGAUGGGAGGGGACAUGUAUCUACGGAUUGGGGGUAGAUGAUGGUUUGGGCGAGCGUGAGCGGUUUGAGGGUGGAUGUGGCGGCCCGUUGGGUAUAAGAACGAAGGGAGGCAAGGACGGGAGGAGGACUGUGCUCGGGGGGCGGAGAUGGGGUGGAAGUCUUUGGAGGUGGGGGAGGGAACAUGGAGGAGUAGAGAGCAUUAGCAGUUCCUGCGGGGACUAUCACAAAGUUGAGCUUAUGUCCGGGCCACGGUACGGAGCUGUGGAGGGACCGUUUCUGCUGCGUGUCGUAGAGAGCGUUCACGAUCUCAUGCAGAGUACCGUCGCCUGAGACAACGACAACCGUCACAUCCUCCUUGCUGUCUGCUGGCUGAGCAUCGAGAAAGUCGACCAAGAUUGUGCCUGCGUGGCCCGGAUGAGUGGUGGCGUAGGAUGCAUCUACAGGAUAGCCGUCGCGGUCGAGGUGCGGCAGGACGUAGAGCGCGGUGGUGAUCGUCCCAGACAGAUUCCCGCAAGCAGGAUUUGUGAUGACCACCGAGGGCAUUGUUUGCGACGACUGCUCCUUUCGUUUCGUCUCUAAGUUAUGUGUGCUCGC